UAACAUUAAAUACAGCUUCCUACUGGUUCUAUCCUUGAAAAGCAUAAAUGGCCGUGUUGUGGUAACAAUGGCUGAUGAUAUUUGUAAGGAUAGGGCUGGAAAUAAUUUCACAAGAAGCAAUUCUUCCACCUUAAUCAUUCACUUCGACAGAAGGCCUGUGCUGGUUGAUCUUUUGUCAUCUGUUCCAUCAUACGAGUUGUCGAUCAAUGGGGUUCCUCGAACAGUUUUCGCAACUAACAGAACGGACAAGCUGAAGGUGUACUUGGAUUUCAGCAUUCCAGUCAUAAAUUCAACAGAGCAGAUCCUAAAUGCGUUAGAUGUGAACUUUGGUAGUCUAAUACCUGUUAACCAGAGAACUCAUGGAAACAGCCGAUUUGCAUUUAGUCUCAAGAACAUUGCACCAAAAACUCAAAUAAUCACAGUUAAACUACAAGUUGGUUUGCUGAUUGGCAGAACGGGCACUCCUGUCUCAACUGUUAACUCGCUUACAUUCCUCUAUGAUUGCAAGAAGCCUGGGAUCGGGUUAAGUACGAGUUCAGAAAAUGUUACUAAGGAGUCCAAUAUCAAUGUAGUAGUUGAGUUUACAAAGCUGAUUUUCGGUUUCGAGGCCUCCAUGAUAGAAGUGAAUGGAGGGAGACUCAUAAGGCAGGUUUAAGGAACUUUCAAGAGCUCUUUACUCCUUGACUGUCAUGGCAAUAGCUAAUAAUAUGGUGUCAGUUUCUAU
Hibiscus syriacus is the source of this 724-nucleotide messenger RNA. RefSeq lists its product as uncharacterized. Bases 68 to 655 code for a protein of 195 amino acids. NCBI's taxonomy places the organism in Eukaryota, Viridiplantae, Streptophyta, Magnoliopsida, Malvales, Malvaceae. The record is from RefSeq and is a predicted model, not a curated record. The transcript has 5 exons.